This is a messenger RNA of Cherax quadricarinatus, 1998 nucleotides long. NCBI's taxonomy places the organism in Eukaryota, Metazoa, Arthropoda, Malacostraca, Decapoda, Parastacidae. The record is from RefSeq and is a predicted model, not a curated record.
AUGGGGAGAGACCAGGAUGAAGUUAACAAGGAGAUCCAGCAGAUGAAUGAUGACCUUUACUACAUCAUGGAUGAGAUUCUCGGUGAGGAUGAUAUAAUGAAGUAUUGGAGUGAUAAUAUAAAACAGAUUAUCAUUGAAGACAGUUGUGAUCAACUGAAGAAGAUCUUACAACAAAUGACUUAUAUUAACCCAGUAUCUUUUAUCACUGACAACUUUCAACUUGAAGUAGACAAAAUUUUUGUUGAUAUUGAAGUUAAACAAGGAAGACGUAGAGGUUAUGAUGAACAUAUAGAUUAUGUAGACCUUCUCUCACUUGUCCCCAAAACAUGUGUGGCAUCAUGUGUGAGUUCUGGCGCACAACAACAACGUUCCUCUGUACCACCACAAAUACUUCUGCUGGAAGGUUUGGCAGGCAGUGGCAAGACUACUCUUGUGAAGCUAAUAACUGACCAAUGGAUACAAGGUGAAGGUAACAUCAAGGACUUAGAUAAUUAUGAUCUCUUACUGUGGGUACAGUGUAGGGACCCGACCAUCAACUCCUUAAACCAUCUUCUACGCCGACUAUUACCAGAUGUAUCAGAAAAUUUCAGAAACAUUCUGCCUAAAAUAAUAAAGCUUUGUAAGGUAAUAAUAUUAGUUGACGGUCUUGAUGAACUCAAUAAGAACUCCAGAAUGUUAGUCAAAAUGCUUUUACAAGAAUUCGAAAACUCUAUUUACACAACUGUUAUCUGCACCUCAAGACCUGAAGCAGUUGAAAUGUUUCGCUUGACGAUCCCUGAAGGUUAUAAUGUGACUAAUGCUGAACUACAAGGUAUAAAUAAAGAAUAUAUGGAAGAAUUUGUGUUUCAGACUCACCACGAGAUAAGUAAGCUGACCAACAGUAACAAAAGCACUGAUGAACUGGUGUAUAAGGUGAGGAAGGCUACAGGUCUUCACGAACACUUACGUCUGCCAUUGAAUUUAACAUUUCUUGUUUACAUCUUGGACCAGGAACCUGAUGAGUUAAACAUAAGAACAAUAACACAAACACAACUCUACCAUAAAAUACAUCAUAUGUGUCAAAGUAAGUUAUUAGAGAGAUUAACGACCAAAAUGAUGAAUGAAAGUAGUGUAGAGAAGAGUGUUGAAGAAAUGUUGAAGAUAAUAUACGCAAAAUCACUAGAGAGUCUGUCACGUGACCAGUUGAGUCUUGAAGAAGAGACUGUAGAAGAACUAAUAUCUGCUUGUAACAAACAUAAUAUACCUUACCAUGAGAUGCUGUCAGCUUUCUUCAGUUUGAAGCCAAUAUGGACUUGGCAAGGCAUCGAGGAGCGCUACUCUGCACCACACAAGGGACUCCAAGACUACUUCAGUGCUCUGCAUAUUGUGAUGACACUCAAGCACCAGCUGGAGUCUUCACCACUUCCAGUCUUGUACACCCAACACCCAGCACCACCUGUGUCUUCCCAACCAUCUGUGAUAACUGUAUCACCUACACCAGCACCACCUACGCCUGCUUCACCUGUCAGUAUCAGGGGAGUGUUAGAAAAUAGCAUCAUGUCUGCCAAGGUAGACAUGAACAAGUAUCAGAAUGUUCUGAUACAUGUGGCUGGGCUGUUGCACCUGGUAUUAGACCAGGUACCUGAGUCACCUGCACGAGAAGUGGUUCGUCUCCUCCAAGAGUCUGGCGUGAGUAAAAGUGACCAGUGGCUCCACCUCCUUGACAACACUAAGAUGUCUCCAGUAACAGUCAAUGAAAUAUCUCGCUACUUCAAUAAUGAAGAGACAAUUGACGUACGUGAUGAACUUGUGAGAAGCUACGCUGCUCUCCUGCCACACCUCAGCUCCUGCAAGGUGAAGAUUAUUAUCCGUGGUGACCCAGAUGACCUGCCUGACUUGCCUGACCUGCUGGCUGCCCUCACCCGCCACUACUGUACAGACUUGGAACUGAACCACCACUACCAUGCUAAGACGACCACCACUUCUAACAACCUUCUACAAGUUUUACAACCUCGGUGA